AUGUUAAUUUCUUUGUUUAGUAAUAUGGAACAAAUUAGUUUUCAUUUUGAUACAAUGCCACAUUUACAUGCAUUUUUAAAGAAUGUGCCAAUGACAUUAUCAACUUUGGUUAUUGAAGAUUUCAUUGAUCGUCUACCUAAUGACAUUAGUAAUUCUGAAACUGAUGAAUGGCUCGAAGAUUUUGCACGUAUUCAUCAAAUUUGUUGUGAAUUUGAUGAAAAUAAGACUGCAGUUGUAUAG
Molecule: messenger RNA, 240 nt
Organism: Rotaria sp. Silwood2
Lineage: Eukaryota; Metazoa; Rotifera; Eurotatoria; Philodinida; Philodinidae
Source: the annotation of a GenBank genome assembly